AUGAGAAUAGAGUCACAAGUUCAUGAACCAAAAGUUGAUGAAUGGUUCAAUUAUGAUGUGUUCUUGAGUUUUAGAGUUGGUACUCGUCACAGUUUCACUUCUUAUCUUUAUGGAGCUUUAAGACAGUCAAGAAUCCACGCUUUCAUGGACGAUUCAGGGCUUGAAAGGGGAGAAGAGGUCUCUGCCUCAUUAAUGCAAGCAAUUGAAAGAUCACAAAUUGCGUUGGUAAUAUUUUCUCCAAAGUAUGCUGCUUCCAGGUGGUGUCUGGAUGAACUGGUGAAGAUAAUGGAGUGUCAAAGAAGUCUAGUUCAGGUGGCUAUCCCCAUAUUCUAUGAAGUAGAUCCGUCUGUUAUUGGUCGUCAGACAGGCACAUAUGGUGAAGCAAUGGAACGACAUGAAGAAAGGUUGGGAAGGGAGAAUAAUGGGGUGAUGCAGUGGAGGAAGGCACUCAUAGCAGCUGCCAAUAUUUCUGGCUUUAGUUCUUCAGAAUAUCAAUAA
This is a messenger RNA of Neltuma alba, 498 nucleotides long. Its product is annotated as TMV resistance protein N-like. Bases 1 to 498 code for a protein of 165 amino acids. The record is from RefSeq and is a predicted model, not a curated record. The transcript has a single exon. Gene Ontology annotation, biological process: signal transduction. Lineage: Eukaryota; Viridiplantae; Streptophyta; Magnoliopsida; Fabales; Fabaceae.